AUGGAUCCUUUAAGUUCGCUCCCACAGCGAGUCUGGCAUUGAGCAGCCUAGCUUUGUGUGACUGGCUUCUAGAGUUGAACAGAAUAUCACAACUGAGUUUUCGGUUAUCAUCGAAACGUUAAAGUGGAGAAGUAGCAGCAGUUGUUCACGCGAGGUAGCACGCGCAGUGUAACCACGGUAACAAAAAACGUCAAGAGCGUUAACUAUAGAUGGCGACGUUAACGCUAGCUAGCUAAAGCUAUAUCCAUAAACUGUAUGAAACAGUUCGGUAUAAGUCUCACAGAUACUGCUUUAAAAAAUGGCUGAUGAUUACACAGUGACAAAAUCACGAUCCUGUUCCUCUGAGUCUACGGCUGACGUGGGAUCUCCUCCUUGUGACUCAGAUGUUUUGAGUGCCUCGCAAACGGAAUAUGCAAAUAGGGACUUUGUUAUGAUGCUACCUGGAGAAAAGCUAAAAUACUUGGAAAGCCGAGCUCAAGCCCAUGAAGACAGCCAAGAGUUUGAUGCUUGCAUCCAGGACCUUGUACGUUGUGUGGCUCUGACUAGGCUGGUAUAUGGGGACAGACAUCUGAAACUAGCCCAUGCCCACGGCAGACUGGCAAAAGCAUAUUUCCAGUUCAAAGGCUGGGGACUGCAAGCCCGCGAGCACUCGGCCCUGGCCAGGGAGCUGCUGCCUUUCUGCUCCUCCAUCUCCUCCAGCAGGGAAGAAAAGCUCGAGGUUCUCAUGUGUCUCCUGAGUGUACACCUCACUCAGGGAGGUGCCUCACUGAUUACAUCCCACCUUGAGGAGGCAGAAUCGUCUUUUCUGCAGGCAGAACAUAUUGUUGAGGAGCUUCAUCAAUGCGGUGGCAUCAGUCGAGAGGAGCGGAUAAAAAAUGAGCUGGAAAUAUCCACUAGUCUAUCCAGGGUCUAUAAGAAACACAACAGACCAGAGGAGGCAUUAAUUCAGUGUGAGAGGUCUCUGCAACUGCUGAAGGACUGUGGUCAACCAGAGAAGACGUGCUCUGUCUAUAGGGACAUGGCUGUCAUUGAACAAGACAAAGGGCACCUGGACCAAGCCAUAGAACAUCUCUCUAAGGCUCAUGCCAUUGCUAUGAGUCACAGCCCAGAGGAGCUGGAGGGGGCUCAGAUCUCCCACAGCCUGGCCCUCAUCCUUUCUGCUGCAGCAGAGCCCCAUCACAAUGAGUCUGCGGGUCAGUACUUUGAGCAGUGUCUGAGCGCAUACAAAAACUCUGUGGGUCCGCAUGGUCCAGCCUUUCUCGCUGCCCAGGAUGAUUUCUGUCGUUUCCUCCUCGUGACUGGCCAGCAAGAGAGAUGUGUGGAGAUCCAGAGGGCUUCUCUCGCUACAAAGAGAUCUACAUUUGGAGAUCUGAGUGUUGAGGUAGCAGACACCCUUCAGCUCAUAGGAAGUGUGGAGAUGACUGAGGGCAGAAUGAAGCAGGCCCACAGGAUCAUGACAAAGUGCCUGGAGAUCCAGAAUUUGUUGUAUGGUCCUCAACAUAAGAAGACAAAAGCUACACAAAAAGCUGUGGACAUGUUGGCUCGGGCACCAGAGGUGGCUGAAGGACAACAGAGACAAGGUAGAAGGAAAACAAAACCUCAAACAUUUUCAGUUGUACCAUCCUUUGGGAAUGAUGGGAACUCUAUGUCCAACUCUUGAAAUGUUCUUUUUUUUGUCACUACAAUAACCUUGCCGGUUUAGAACUACUAAGUAGUACAUAAUUUUAUGUAUCAGGUGAAAUAAGCUAGCUACAAAGAAAUACUCACAAUUAGAAAACAUUCCUGCAGUAGAUUUUUUAAUUCUGUUAAGAUGUCAGUCAGUCUUCACAUAAUGGUCAGAACCUUUUUAAUCAUAGAAAUUCUGCCAUUUGUUCAAUAGAUUGCUGUCAAUAAAAGCAAAAGUGUUGGGGUUUGCAUGAAACACUUAUUGAACAUUUGACUCACUCAAUAUAAUUUAAACAUCAAUGGAUUUUCUUUAUGCUGUUGUAUACAUGUUUUAUACUAUGAAAUGGCACAUGAUAUUCAGAUUACACUGUGUACAUACAUGUAUUUACUUAUCAAAGAUUCCUUAUUAAGCCACAUUUUAAGUGCACUGAUGUUAUAAUGUUUUUUUUUUGUUUACAUUGUUUCAGUUUUUGGAAUGAGAUAAUUUAUGGAAAUAUGCUGUAUCUCAGCAAUUAAAUGCAGCAAACAUUUUUAAAUCGACGUUUCAUAGAUUUGUAACAGUGAACAUGUUCCUUAACGCAUGGCAUUCAGAUUAAACAUUACACUUUCAGUCAAAAA
This is a messenger RNA of Scatophagus argus, 2283 nucleotides long. RefSeq names its product tetratricopeptide repeat domain 23 (gene ttc23). The transcript has 11 exons. Gene Ontology annotation, molecular function: protein binding. The record is from RefSeq and is a predicted model, not a curated record. Lineage: Eukaryota; Metazoa; Chordata; Actinopteri; Scatophagidae. Bases 299 to 1660 code for a protein of 453 amino acids.